GUUUGUUGGAGUUGGAAGGCACGAUGGACUCGAGCUUGGAUCCGCAGUGUUAUCAUGGCUGGACAUGUGAAUCAGGCAUCGAUUGCACAUUUUGAGAUUCUCUCCAGCCUCCGGCAUGCCCUCGAAUCCUCUGCCGCCAUACUGGAUUGAUUAAAUACCAUGAAGAUCAAUUACCAUCACAGGCAAGUAAUGUGUAGGCUCAUACUACCUCACACGACUCCUGCAUGAGGGCUCGCUGGACGCCCAUCUCGCGAAAAUACCCCAAUCACUCUGCCGCCGCUACAAUUGCACGUGCAUGCUCUCGCCGAAGAGCCAAAGGAUCAGAUGUGGAGUCCGACGAUCAUGCAAAUGAUUAUGCAUCUACAUUGCGGCACAACAUCCAAUCACACUGUCCUCUGGUAUCCGGCUCCCACACCACAACACCAAUGUCGCUUGGCCCAAGAGUCCCCACCCAGGUAACAGGCUUCGCAAGGUGCGGCACAGAGGUUUCCCUCCUUUGCGAUACUUCGAUGGCGGAGCCAAGAUCAAGAUCGCUUAAUCCUGGUCAAGGACUCGACACCAACAACAGGGCAAUCCUACAUGCAGAGUAACUCAGGUCAUGAUCUCAAGCAUUGCCAAGUGUAUUGUGCUUUACAUCUACACCCUUCCUCCAGCUCCGCGUACCUCCAGAAUAAUGUUCCGUUCUACUGGAAUUACCUU
Molecule: messenger RNA, 699 nt
Organism: Aureobasidium pullulans EXF-150
Lineage: Eukaryota; Fungi; Ascomycota; Dothideomycetes; Dothideales; Saccotheciaceae
Exons: 1
Coding region: 225-590 (121 amino acids)
Source: RefSeq, a predicted model, not a curated record